Molecule: messenger RNA, 5239 nt
Organism: Clupea harengus (Atlantic herring)
Lineage: Eukaryota; Metazoa; Chordata; Actinopteri; Clupeiformes; Clupeidae
Gene: camk2g1
Product: calcium/calmodulin-dependent protein kinase (CaM kinase) II gamma 1
Exons: 21
Coding region: 175-1779 (534 amino acids)
Biological process (GO): protein phosphorylation
Molecular function (GO): ATP binding; calcium/calmodulin-dependent protein kinase activity; calmodulin binding
Source: RefSeq, a predicted model, not a curated record
UAGCGUUAUUUGCUCUCCACCCCGACAACCCUUCCUCCCCUCCCUUCCCUUCCCGUCUGUGUUCCUCUCUCUCUCUCUCUGUGUGAGGCACAUGAAAUUCGGAGGCGAUCUCCUCCCGAAACCCCGACCACAGCAGUCAUCGAAGCGAGCAGCGAGACCCCCUCCCCACACAACAUGGCUACAAUUGUAACCUCGACCAGGUUUACCGACGAGUAUCAGCUUUACGAAGAGCUGGGAAAGGGUGCCUUCUCUGUGGUCCGUAGAUGUGUAAAGAAAGCCUCAGGACAGGAAUAUGCUGCUAAAAUUAUCAACACAAAAAAACUAUCAGCAAGAGAUCAUCAAAAAUUGGAGCGCGAGGCCCGAAUCUGUCGUCUCCUCAACCACGCCAAUAUUGUUCGCCUCCAUGACAGCAUAGCAGAAGAAGGCUUCCAUUACCUCAUCUUUGACCUUGUAACUGGUGGCGAGCUGUUUGAAGACAUCGUUGCCAGAGAGUAUUACAGUGAAGCUGAUGCGAGUCAGUGCAUCAGUCAGAUCCUGGAAAGCGUCAGCCACAUUCACCAGCAUGACAUCGUACACAGAGACCUCAAGCCUGAGAAUCUCCUGCUGGCCAGUAAGAUGAAGGGGGCGGCGGUGAAGCUGGCAGACUUCGGUCUGGCCAUCGAGGUGCAGGGAGACCAGCAGGCUUGGUUUGGGUUUGCUGGCACCCCUGGCUACCUCUCCCCUGAGGUCCUGCGGAAAGACCCCUACGGCAAGCCAGUGGACAUCUGGGCCUGUGGUGUGAUUCUGUACAUCCUGCUGGUGGGUUAUCCUCCUUUCUGGGAUGAGGACCAGCACAAACUCUACCAGCAGAUUAAAGCUGGAGCUUACGACUUUCCCUCCCCUGAGUGGGACACAGUGACGCCCGAGGCCAAGAACCUCAUCAACCAGAUGCUGACCAUCAACCCCGCCAAGAGGAUCACGGCCGAGGGAGCCCUCAAGCACCCCUGGAUCUGCCAACGCUCCACAGUGGCCUCCAUGAUGCAUCGCCAGGAGACUGUGGAAUGCCUGCGCAAGUUCAACGCCAGACGGAAGCUCAAGGGUGCCAUCCUAACCACCAUGCUGGUUUCCAGAAACUUCUCAGUGGGUCGGCAGCAUACCAGCCCUGCUGCUGCCACCACCAGCACUGCCGCGCUCGCACAGGAAGCUUGCAGGAGUUUGCUCAAUAAGAAAGCAGAUGGCGUGAAGCCCCAGACAAACAACACUAAAAACAGUGUAGUGAGUGGCAACAAAGACAGCAACUCCUCUGCACCGAUGGAGCCACAGACUACGGUGGUGCACAACCCCAUUGAUGGGAUCCUCGAGAGCUGCAACACCAAUGAGGAGGAGGAUAUGAAAGCUCGCAAGCAGGAGAUUAUCAAGAUCACAGAGCAGCUGAUAGAAGCUAUGAACAAUGGGGACUUUGAGGCUUACACGAGAAUCUGUGACCCUGGGUUGACCUCCUUUGAGCCGGAGGCCCUUGGGAAUCUGGUGGAGGGAAUGGACUUCCACAAGUUCUACUUUGAGAACUUGCUGAGCAAGAACAAUAAACCGGUGCACACCACUAUCCUGAACCCACACGUGCACCUGAUUGGCGAGGACGCGGCGUGCAUCGCCUACAUCCGCCUGACGCAGUACAUGGACGGGCAGGGCCGCCCGCGCUCAUGCCAGUCCGAGGAGACGCGCGUCUGGCACCGCCGCGACGCCAAGUGGCUCAACGUGCACUUCCACUGCUCUGGAGCGCCCGCCGCGCCGCUACAGUGAGCUACGCGCGGGGAAACAUGGCUCACCUGGAUUGUCCAGGCUGUUGACGAGUCUUCUUUUGUGGCCGAACGGGGCACGCUGCGGCCGGCUGUCCAAGAGAAGGGGGGGGGGGGUUUGGGGGGUAGGGGUUGGGUUUGGGGGGGGCAGCGGCACCACCGGAUCUCCUCUUCCUUCCCGCCUCCCCAAGAAGUUUCCAGAAACACCUGACCAACAUCCAGUCAAACUGUCCACCACCUUGAGCAGCCCCCUUUGUCUGCGCUGCGGCUAGGCCCCGGGGACGGUGCAUGCAUCUCACGCCCACUAGGGGGCGAUGUCUUGUUAUUACUUUUACUCCCCACUUACCCCAGCCAGUGGAACCAUCUUACUUUUUAAUGCCGUCAUAAAAACUAAAAAAAAAAAAUGAUAAAAAGAUGUUCAGAAAGGUGUUUGUAAGUUAAAAACAAUGUUUGAGUUCAGUAUACAUAUAUAAAUAUUGUACAUUUUACUAGAUGUAAGACAAGCUACAGAAAGUCAGUAAGGGUGUGGUGAGAAAAGAGCAGAGUUUUGCGUGGUUACGGAACCAGGGUUCACUUUGAUGGGGGGGAAAAAAUUCAUUUCACAAAAUGGAAAACAGGAGUUGGCACCGCUGUUUAAUGUGCGCUUGUUAAGGAACCACUGGACUCCUAAAGUUUUCCGAUUUGGAGAAACAAAUUUUCUGAGCGGAUCUAGAAAGUUGAGAGAUAUAUGAAGUGAAGGCGGUCUGAAGCAGAUUUUGUGUUUUUCCUUUUAUUCCCGUUUUUUUCUUUUCUUUUCUUUGUUUUUAGGACUUACUAAAAGUACAUACUUAAUAUCAAAACAGAAAAAAAAAAUCAGAAAAGCACCAAAGUAUAGUCUGUAGGAUUUCAGUGUGCAUUUUUGUUUGUGGCGUGUCUGAGUGAGUGUGUAUGUUUUGUGUGUGAGUGUGCGCACGUGUAGAUUUUAUUUUUUAUUAUUGUUUAUCAGUUUUAUGUCCCGAGUCAGAUAACACUCUGAGUCCAGACACACACUCCGUCGCUGUCAUUGUGGAUCUCUUGAUUUCAGUUGUCUGACUCUUGCUGUUAUCGAAGUGUGUAUUUGUGUUUGAGCGAGUUGAAUUGAUGAAACUAUUUUAAAGCAUUCUUUUUUCUCUUAAUUUCUUUUCUAAGUUAAGCUCUAUAAACGUGUAUAGUUAUAUAUUUAAAUGAGAUUACAUGGAUAAAAAAAAAGAGAGAAGUGUGUUUUAGCAUCAAAGGGAGUUUGUGACCGGAUUAUGCAUGUGCUGACUUUGAGGUGUGGAAGUAUAUGUGAGUGUGUGUGUGUGUGUGUGUGUGUGUGUGCGCUUGCUUACUUAUGUGCUUAUUGUAUGUUAUGCAUACAUACCAGUGAUGCACAAGUGUACAUAAUCGGUAUAUAGUUCACCUGUUUUUGCACCACCUCCUGCUAUUGUGCUGGUUUGCCCUUUCGUCCUUCCAUGCUGUAUGUAAACACACUCGCUCGCUCUCUCUCACACACACACACACACACACACACACACACACACGUGAGUCAUCCUCUUAAAGGAUUUCACUGAACACUACUGCUGCCAUCUCCAGAAUAUCUCCUACAGCCAUCUUUAUCAAUGCUGCAGGACACACACACACACACACACACACACACCACACACCUGCCUCUUUGACCGCCUGAGGUCUAAGCCUUCAGCUUUUUCCCCUCAGACACAUUUUAAUGCAACCUGUCCUGUUAAAACACACACAAAAACACAAACACACAAACAGAGUGGUCGUAAGCAUAGCACACACACUGUUAAAUGGCUGUUUAAAUGUUGGUUUUGUGUUUUCACAUCCUUGGUCAGGGUUAUGUCUGUACUGUACGUGUGUAUGUGAGUAUAUGAACCACCAUGUAGCUCUGUAUGUGUGUGUGUGUGUGUGUAUACAUGUUAAACUCUUUUCAACCGGAACCUUCCAUCUGACACUCAUGACCGAGAUGACAAAACAUGCUUGAGAGAGGCAGUGUAACGUUACAACAGCUCGGUAACCAUGGGCAACAGGCGGUAUAAGUAAUCGAUGUCUAGAAACUAAGAGGGGUUGCCCUCGCACUUCAGGCUGGUGUUAAGCUCUCGUUAAAGAGCAGCACUUCUUGUCUUUUAACCCCACCUGCAUUUUAAAACAUGUCCGUGUAGUGUCCGUUCAGUCCAGAGACGCAGUUUAUGUAGUCGUUUUUUGUGUGUGUGUGUGUUUGUGUGUGAGUGGGAAUGUAUGUAUGUGUGUGUGUGUGUGUGCGCUGUUGGGAACAUUUCUCUUUACAUAUCAGCACUAUACCACCUCUUCAUGGCCCCGACCCUGUUGUUGAAGGUCAUUUCUUUUGUUGCAGUCUGUUUUAAAAAAAUUGUGUGCUUUCUUCUGUGGUUUUUCAUUUCGAAAUUGUAGUUGUUUUUUUGUUUUUCUUUAUCGCUCUGGUUUUUUCUUUCUUUAAUUGUUCUUGCGCUGUGGGGACUUGCGCUGCCUUGCUUGGCCACGUUAGAGUAGCGCAUUGGCAAACAAACAAUCCUACACUUCAAUCACAGGGUCCUUCUUCCUGAGCUGUGAGUGGCCAGGAAAGGUCAGAUCAGCUACACAACACAGGAAGAACAAGACAGGCAUCCUACAUAGAGUUAAGCAGAUUUGGCCCAUAGGCUGGUCUCAAGCUGAUCCACAUUUGGAAAGGCAUUGGUGUUGGAUUUGGUGAAGGGAGGGGAUAAGAGAGAAGAAUCUAGGAGACACUAAUUUGGGUUAGAUUUCCCUAAUUGAUAAACUUUUACAUUUUUCUCUAUCUCUCUAAAGCAAUGAAGCUUUAGGAGGUGACCAGUUUGGCCCAUUCUGAGACUUAUAUUGACGCAAGAAAAAGAAGGGUGUUGGGAGGUGAUUUAUCUUACAAAAAAAAGAAAAAAACAACAACUGAAGAAAACAUGAAAUAUGCAGUGCCGCCAAACGGAAAGAAAUAUGCAUGUCUACUUUCUUGCUAAAAAUUGAUCUCCAAUGUCAGUGUUUACGCAAUAUUUUAGAAAAAACUCAGAAGAUGAGGGAUAAUAAAAUAAUAAAAUAAUAUCUCUUCUAGUUGCAUCUCUGGUAUGAGUCCACUCCGGUUGGAGACACUGAUAGAUGAGUUAUCACAUUUUAAGAAUAUUAAAAAUAAGAAAAAAAAUAUUGCCUUAGCUUGGUAUGCGCCCCUCCAGUUUAGUGACUAUAUUGCAUUGUAAUGGUUAUACUAUCGGGCUACGUAUAUACUCGGAGUUUCAAAAUGGAUGCUGGAUUUUUUUGUUCCUUUUCAGAUAUUUUUUUUGCAUGAUCAUUACAUUUAAUAAAAACCAUGACUUGACAACUAUCAAGUGUUUGUCUGAAUGUUAGUUGGUCUUCAUAAUAAUAGCUUUGUUAUUACUGACACUUGACCUUAAAAAAAAAGUAUUUAAUAAAAAUGAACAUUUCAGCAA